AUGGCGUACGAUGCAUAUGAUAGUGAAUGGCAUACGAUGCCAUUUUACAUAAAACCAUCGCCACUGUGCAUUUACGGUAGUUCUAGGUUCGCCAGUUGUUUAAAGGAUCCUAAUUCAUUAACUAGUUACAAUGAUUUAGUAGAUGGUGUAUUAUUACACAGUGUGUUUCUACAAAUGGAUCCUGAACCAUUACAUGAUGAAGUAAUAUCUCCAGAAGGAAGUUCAUUAAUACGCACGAAGAAUUUAAAAGCCAUAGUAGAUAAUAUGAAACAAUUUUAUGAAGAUGAAUUGGGUCAUUUAGUCCUAAAGUUACCAGAUACUGUGAAUUUAGGCAAAGAGCCAGAACUUUAUGUUGCAGAUAUGAAAUUAUUAUUAUUGUUACUUCUUGGUUGUGCUGUGCAAUGUCCAAACAAAGAAAAAUUUAUCACAAACAUAAAAACAUUAAAUGUUGAUACUCAACUUGCUAUAGUGGAGUGUAUUAAACAGGUCACAGAUCAUCAAAACAUUGUUAUUACUCAAGAUGCAAUGGAAAAUGUAAAUAUGGGCUGUUUAUUUGUGCAAAUAAAAAAGUUGACUCAAGAAUUAGACUUAUAUCGUCAGAAAUGGAGAGACACAGUUAUAAAUGAAAGUGUUGAAAGAAAUGAUUCAUCUAUUAGUGUGGAAGCUGAAGACAUGAACAAAACUCAACAAUUUAAUCCUGUUGUUAAAUCAGACCGUGAAGAUAAUCAUCAUUAUGCUGUUGAAUUAGCUGAUUGGAAAUCAAGAGUUAGAAAACAACGGCAAGAAUUGGAAGAAAAAACGGAAGCACUGUUAGAAUGUAAAGAAGAACUUGAAUAUCAUAAAAUGUUAGUAACCAAAUUAAAACAAGAGAAUCAAGAAUUAAUGCAUGAAGCACGUACAGCAAAAUCUUACAGAGAUGAAUUGGAUGCAGUAGUUGAAAGAGCAGAUCGUGCUGAUCGAUUAGAAUUAGAAGUAGUAAGAUACCGGGAGAAACUUACUGACAUAGAAUUUUACAAAACUCGGAUAGAGGAGUUACGUGAAGAUAACAGGGUUUUAAUGGAGACUAGAGAAAUGCUUGAAGAUCAGUUGAAUUCAUCAAGAAGAAGAGCAGAUAAAGUAUUGGAACUUGAGUCUGAGAUCAUAAAAUAUAAACAAUUAUUGAACGACAUGGCUUUGGAACGUGCGGCGGAAAAAGAAAAAUAUCAAGAAUUAGUUGAAGAAAAUACUCAGUUGCACAAAUUGACGAAAGCUGCUGCAAAUGAAGCUGCAUUAGCUAGUUCUAUAAGCGAUUCCGAUGAGCCAGCACAUGAUGAUAACAGAUUGUCUGAACAAUUAACUAAUAAUGCACAAACGCGGGCGCUAAAACUAGAGUUAGAAAACCGUCGAUUAGUCACCUUGAUUGAUUCCUUAAAAGAAAAUUCAUUCCAUGAAAAUUCAUCUCGUGUGUUGGAAUUAGAAAAAGAAAAAAAGAAGCUGUCAUUAAAGAUUGAAUCAUUAAAUGAUAACAUUGAAAGACUAACACAACAAAAUUCAGAUUUGGAAUUAGUAUGGAAACAAGCACUUGAAGAAAACAAGAAGUUACAGAACUCGCUGAAAAAUCAAAGAGCAUCAUCUGAAAAACAACAACAAGAAUUUCAAACUCAACAUACAAAAAUGAUAGAAUUGGAAAAAAAUAAUGAUACAGCGGUGAAAGAAAAACAACGAGUUCAGUCUUUAUUGGAAAGCGUACAAAGACGAGCAGAUGAUGUAGAACGUAGUUUAGAGCUUGCAAAUCAGAAAGUCGAAGAAUUAAAAGUUAUCGAAAGUAAUAUAAAAGAUAUUAAUUCUAAAUGUCUUGAUCUUGAAUCGAAACUUAUGGCGGUAGAAAAAGAGAAAGAUGUAGCACAACGCGAUAUUCAUCGAUAUCGGGAAACAAUUGAAGAAAAAGAUGUCGCAUUGGAUAAAGCAACAAAUAGCAUUGAAGUUUUAGAAAGGAAAGUAACACAACUUGAACAGGAACUUCAUGAUUCUGUUACACAAAUUUCAAGACUACAAGAAAUCGAGAGAUCUAGCAAGGAAUUGGAUUCACGAGCAGCUAUUGAUAGAGAAACUUUAGAAAUUCUGCAAUCUAAUUUAGUAGCCGAAAAAUUGAAUACUCAACAAUUAUACACUGUUCUAGAGAAACUUGGACUUAGUGAUAAUAUGUUGUCACUACCAUUGGAUAAUUUUAAGAUUUGAUUUAUUAGUUUAUUGAUAAUAUUUUAUAAUUACAGAAUUGCGCAAAUUCCAGAAGUUGUCAGUUAUAUAAAAGAAACAGACAAGUUUUGUUGCUGUAAAAAAUCAGUACCUGAAUCUACAAAUUCUGAGAAUAAUGAAACUAGUAAUAUUCAUAGUACAUUAAAAGCAACAGUAGAAUCACUGAAGAAGGAACAAGAUCACUUGAAUAUGAAAUUAGUUACUGCACAAACAGCAUUGGAAAACCUUCUCUCUGAAAAUGCAAAACUUCAAGUACAGAUUACAACUUUACAAUCCCAAAAUAAUUCCUUGACUGCACAACAUACAGCUCUACAACUCGCAAAUUCUCAACUUGUUGCUGAAAAAGAAGAGCUGUUAAAAGAACGCAACGCACAACAGCAAGCGCACACACAACUUAUUCAUGAUCAAGUCACUUUACAAUCUUUGCAUGAGCAAUUGAAUAAUGAAUAUGAAAACCUAUUUCAUGAACAUGAUGCCCUCAAAUCAAAUUUACGGGAUGUAAAAAAUGAAAUUAGAAUGUUACGCGAGUCUUAUGAAGGAAUAAAGGCGAAAAACAAAGUUCUACAAACUGAAAAGGAAUCAUUGGUAAAUGAUGCAAAAAGUUUGAAUAACUUAAGAGGAGAACACUCUAAAUUAAAGGAUGACUUUAGAAAUUUAUAUACCGCUACAGAAAAAUUGAAAAUGGAAUACAGAAAUCUACAAGAAGAUUAUAGAAAAAAUAAAAUUGAAACAAAUCGAUUAAGUUUAAAAUUAACAGAAAUGCAAGGUGAACUUAGCAGUCGAGAUGAAAGAUGUUCCAAUUUGGAACUUCAGAUUAACAAAUUAAAUCAACGUUGCGAGGUGUUACUACAUAUGAAUUCCGGCUUAGAUAAUGACAGACGAUCGCUGAUGGAUCACAUUACUUUAUUGUUUAGCCAAUAUCAUGAACUUUUAAGUCAUUCUCUUGAAGAUAAAGAACAUUAUCAUAUGGAAGAAAAAUUGUACACAGACAAAGUGAAUCAUCUCUACAGACAAAAAGAAAAAUUAGAAGAUAAGAUUAUGGAGCAUUAUAGAAAAUUAGAAAGUUGUACUCCAAAAAAGAAAGGGUUUGGAGCCAAUUUUGUACGAAGAGUUCGGAAAGCUGGAUCCGAGUUUCUCAAUAAGAAUCGACGAUCGUGGGCGGAAGAUUCUAAACAUUCAGAAGGAAAAACUUACGAAUCAGAAUCUGGUGGAAAUGAUUCGGAUGUUAGUACAGAAGAACAUCGAUUAGCAGGAUCAACCAGAGGACUUGGAUCAGAUGCAUUGUCUCUUGGUCAUCCAGGAACUAGAAGAACAGUAUAUUACACUGAUGAUUCACCACCACCACCAACUAGUUUACCAGAACAAGGAGACGACAGACGGUCCAUUUUAUUGGAACAAACUCCGCGACCAGAGGUGCAAGCAGAACCACGACCGGUUCUAAUAUACAAUAAAGUAUCAGCAGUUAUAAAUGAAUCAAAGAAUCUUAGCAAUAGCGGAAUAAAAACUGUAGGGCAAGAGGAGACAAUGAUGGAAACCCCUGUUGAUAAAGAUUCAAAAGCAGGUAAUCAAGUGUGGUAUGAAUAUGGUUGUGUAUGA
This is a messenger RNA of Habropoda laboriosa, 3831 nucleotides long. RefSeq names its product girdin (gene Girdin). Gene Ontology annotation, molecular function: dynein light intermediate chain binding; microtubule binding. Lineage: Eukaryota; Metazoa; Arthropoda; Insecta; Hymenoptera; Apidae. The transcript is spliced from 22 exons. Gene Ontology annotation, biological process: cytoskeleton-dependent intracellular transport; cytoplasmic microtubule organization. The record is from RefSeq and is a predicted model, not a curated record. Gene Ontology annotation, cellular component: cytoplasm; centrosome.